This is a messenger RNA of Xyrichtys novacula (pearly razorfish), 12816 nucleotides long. The record is from the annotation of a GenBank genome assembly. NCBI's taxonomy places the organism in Eukaryota, Metazoa, Chordata, Actinopteri, Labriformes, Labridae.
GUGGUUGGUUAGCUCUGCUUGGGACCCGCUGCUGUCACAGCUGCCGAAAACAGUGACAGCCGAAAAUAGUCUUUUAUUCGUGGCUGUGCGCAGAGUACAAUCGCCACAAUGUUCGAGGAGGCCAGUGAAGUGUUCGAUAACAUGUUUAAAUCCUCUUUCCCCCUCACCUUCAUUGUGUUUAUCCCCGCGGUGCUGAUCCUGGUCUCUCCGCUCCCGGCCGAGGCUGCACAUGAGUUCACGGUGUAUCGCAUGCAGCAGUACGACCUGCAGGGACAGCCCUACGGUAAGUCAGCUGUUCACCUUUGUUUAAUCAAACAACAAUAAGUCAAAGUAGUUCUUAAAUAAACUGAACAGUAUUUAAUCCGGUCCCCAGCUGCUUAUUUAAACGAGCCGAGCUGUCACGUCCGGAGCAGCGUUUCAAUGACAGCUAAGCUAAUGUAGCUUAGCAAUGCUAGUAUCCAGGCUAAAUGCAAAUCAGGACCGUUUCUGCCGAAAAUAUGAACCGAGGCGGAACGUUUAAACAAUACAUUGUCUAAAAAAAGAGGGUUCCAUUUCAUGAUUUUCUAAAUAUCACUAUAGAGAAAAAUAUUAUUGAAAAAAUUAGGGGUGGAAGAAAAAAAUCGACUCACAUAAGUAUCGGGAUUGUUUGUUUUACAAUUUUUAAAUCGAUUUUUAUGUUCAUUCACGAUUUUUUUAAACCUAAGAAUACAUAUUAAAAACUGGCUUUCAUGUUAUGUCUAUUUUUUGGGGAAGUAUGGUUCCUGGAAUAGUCAGUGGACAAUCAUAAUCAUUCAACUGUAUCACUGGUGUUAAAAAUGCAGACUAAAAAUCGAGAAAAUCUGCAAUAUCCUAGAAUCGGAAUUUAAAUCGAAUCGGCAGAAAAGCAUAUCGUCCCAGCUUUAAAAAAAUCUUAAAGCCCCAGUAAGAAUUUAUCUUGACUUGUUGUGGGGAUAAACUAGUCAGAACUAAUAAUUCAAGCUAUAAUGAAGGUGUAAACCAAACAAAGAGCCACAACCUUCUUUCUUUUUUUUGUUUUACUUAAUUGCUUUUAAGCUUCAGCACUAACACAGUGUUAGAGAUGCAUUUUAUCAAACUGUUAAGUAUGAUGUUUCAUAAUCAAUGUUUCUUUGUUUUCUAUAGGUACCAGGAAUGCCAUCUUGAAUACAGAGGCCCGUACUGUAGAAGCAGAGGUACUAAGUCGUCGCUGUGUUAUCAUGCGGCUGGCAGAUUUCUCUUAUGAAGAGUACCAGAAGGCCUUGCGGCAAUCGGCUGGUGCUGUAGUCAUCAUCCUGCCCAAGAACAUGUCUGCUGUGCCCCAAGACAUAGUGCAGGUACAAACAUUUUCCUCUGAUUGAUUGAGGAUGUGAUGUGUUUUGCAUGAGGACUUCUUAAUUUUAAGAAAAUCUUUUUUAUUACAAGUUUGAAGCUUUUUCAUUUAACUUUAACACGUCCUGAUGUUGUUUAAAAGUAAACCCAUGGCAGAGAUUGGAUGUGUUUCACGGUUGUAUGUUGCACAAGCUGUGACUAAUGAAAUCAGUGGGUAGGUAUUUGUUUAGUUCCUCAUUUGAUUACAUAACUGAGGGAAAUCUUUUUUAGUCAGGUUUUUAUAGAAAACUGUUUCUUUGUGAUGAGACCUCUCCUAUUUUUUCACUGAUGCCACCAUCAGUCACUGUCAUUCCUGUUGAAAACUGACAACAGUGAACUUGCAGAUUCUCGCUCUGGCUAUAAUUUCUAUCUUCUGCCGAUACCUGCAAAGCUGUAUGAUUUAGUUUGUCAAAUGUUAUCACUCCUCUGUUUGUCUUGUCUAGCAGUUCAUGGAGCUUGAGCCAGAGAUGUUGUCUACAGAGACCAUUGUCCCAGUCUACUUUGCUGUGGAGGAUGAGGAGCUGCUGUCUAUCUACAGUCAAACGUUGACCUCUUCCUCCUCGCAGGGCUCUCUAUCAGCAGCUGAAGGUAUGGAAUCUGAACCUGCUGUUCGAUCAGCUGUUCACAGACAUAAUCAGGGACAUAUUCAUGUAGCUGAGCAGUUUGUAUUCCCUAGUAAUAAGCAGAUCCGUUAUGAUUGUUUUAUUCUUUUAUUUUCUGCAGUGCUGCUGCAUACAGCCACAGCCAACGGCUUCCAGAUGGUGACCAGUGGAGCUCAGAGUAAAGCUAUUAGUGACUGGGCUAUCACCAGUCUAGAGGUGAGACACUAAACCAGAUUUCUGUCUUGUUCAAGUUUUAUUUUUCUUCUAUUACACGUUUUUUAAAUGAUGCAGAAAUAAAUCUUCAGAUUCCUGUGCACAGAAAUAACCUUCGAAACUGAACACAGAGAGGGGGCAGGAUGAUAUCGCAGUAACAUCGAGUAGAACAGUGUGAGGCUUGUUGACUCACCUCAGAAAUGUUCUGGAUGUGAAUCGGUCCUGUGUCAGUUUUUAUUUUGAGUGCAGUCUUGCCUCGAGUUUUCAAGUCACAGUCAUGAAAAUCAGACAAUCUGACUUGCUCAGAGUGAUAUUGUGUACAUGAUGAAAUUUUUCUAUGUGGUGAUAUCUGAACCGUUUUCAAAUUAGGACACCUCCCUCAGUUUUCUUUCAAGCUUUAUUGUAACAUUACUUUUCUGUAUUAUAAACAAAAAGGGUUUUAGAAGAUAACAAAUGUUGAGCUAUGUAAGCUAUGUGAACCCCACACACACACACACACAAAAAAGAGAUGAUAAUCAUCUGUCAGUGAGAAAAAACCCAUAAACCUGUUUAACCAGGAUUACCUCCAUAUGGGUGUAUAUACUUCCUGAUAGCGUUUUACUCAAAUUCUUAAACAUAGUAAAAUUUAGCUUCAAAACUUUUCAUCAGGACUCCCAGACUAGGAGUGACUGUGAGCUAGGAUAGGACAGAAACUUUGAUCUCACUCAGGAACCAUGGUUGACCCUGUUAGUAUGACAGGAAACUCUCAAAAGCUGUUAUUGAUUGAUCCACAAGAAGAGAAAAAGUAACACUGAGUGAUAUCGUUCACUGAAGAUGAGUGGAGUUAUUCAUCAGCCUUGUCAUUGAAGCUGAUCAGUUAUUGUGUUGCAUAGAUCAGAGUGUGGUGACUCACGAUAAAUAUGAACCUUGAUCAAACUGUUUUGUUGCUGCCGACGUUGCUCUGCACUCACUUGGUUUAGUUUAAACAUUAAUAUCAAGUCUCCCUUCACAGGGAGAAGGGAUCCAAAGUAAAACAGUUGCAUGUAAAACUUUUAUUUUUGCCAGGAUCCAGUUCCAUCUUUUUAGGAAAUUAUCUGAAAAUGUAAGUUUACGAAUGUAGCCAGUGGAGUUUAAGCUCUCUUAAUAUUAUGUCUCCCUCUUGCUUUUUUGUGUCUAUUGAGUGUUUCCUGACCGUGUGGGUGGGCAUGAAAAUCCCAGAACAAAAGCACUUGUGUGACCUGAAAGCCUGGAAUUUAAAUCUUAAUGGAUUUCAAAUGGAGUGCAAACUAUGAAUAUGAAGCUUAAGUUGAGAGGUUUUAUUACUCUAAUUGCACACACGAAUAUUUAUACACUGGUUUAAUGGAGCCUGGUGGCCGGACCAAAAAUCCUUGCCCUCAUGGUCAAGUGGAUUUUAAUUUAGUGUAAUGUGAAAAUGUGAAAUCCCUGAAUAACCCUCAACCAGAGCAAAUCUGUUUCUUUGAGUUUCUACACUCAGGCUGACAGGAGUCACUCUCUGCUGUUCUUUUGUUCCUUCACAGAGGGAUUUGGACGGCUUUUGUCAUUGUUUGUAUUUUGGAUCCAAGUGUGUGGGUCAGACAGGGAAAACAAAGCAGGAGUGAAGUGUUACUUUGAAACUUUCUAAUCUGAGCGUGUCAAAAACCAGAGAGUAAGAGGUUUAGUCCCUCUGCAGGGGGAUUAGGCGAAAGACUGAGGUUUUUUACCACCAAAGUAUGUGGUCAGGAGGUUAACUAUGACUGUAACCUUCUUCACUCUGAAAGUAUUGAUAGUAAUAUCCACACUCCUCUGACUGUAAUGGUUUGUAGUGUCAUUUCUGAGUUCUGUUUUAAUGAGCUGUUGUGAUGACUGUCUUUUCACCCACAAGGGCCGUUUGUCUGGACUUGGAGGAGAAGACCUGCCCACUAUUGUGGUGGUUGCUCACUAUGACUCCUUUGGUGUUGCGCCAGUAAGUUCAUUUCUUCUUUUCUAUCACUCAAAAAAAGAAAAAAAAAGCAACAAUUUUUGUAGCUGAAAGGACAUUAAAUCCUCAAGAAUCUGCAUGAUCUGGGUAUGUCUCUUCUUAGGUAGCUAAAACUGCCUCCCAUGGGUUGAGUCAGAUCCGGUGUUUGUGAUGCGGUCUGUAAAAAGAGAGCAGGCUGAGAAAGUAAUGUCUCCUGGUGUGUUUUUGUCUGCAGUGGCUGUCAUACGGAGCAGACUCGAAUGGUAGCGGAGUGUCCAUGUUAUUAGAGCUGGCUCGUCUGUUCUCGAAACUUUACACCUACAAGAGGACACACGCUGGGUGAGUAUCAGUGAUAGCGCUGAAUCUGAGACUGUUGUGUCUCAAAUAAAAGUUGAAUGGAUUAUUAGCUGUGUUGAAAAAUACAAUAUUAUAUUAUCUUAUGCAUUCUUGAAGCUCUUUGCUGCUCUCUCACUCUAAUAAGUAUUGUAUAGACAGUAUGAUAAGAUGUUAAAGUGGUAUCGACGUACCUGAGUGAUUCAUCUGAACACUACAUAAAGUCCAUUUGUUUUGUCUGUUACUUUCAUUUGAAGAUCAGUGAAGUGCUUCAAUGUCCUUUGAGAACUAAACUGAACAUUAUCUGUGAUCACUGCUCGCAGUGAGAAUUGAAAUGGAUUGUGGGAAACGCUACAAGCUCUUUAAUAGCUGAGUGGUUCAUGCAGAGUGGUCAGUGGGUGAGAUGGAGUGUCAGAGUAGAGAGUAAACUUUCUCCUGUUGUUGAUUUAUUCACCUUUCUAACAUAAGACUUUUGAUUUGUUUAUUAGCCAAAAUACUCACGUCCAGAUUCUGUGUCCACAUCCAUCCCCCUCAGAUGAUUCCUCGUAUAGAUUUGACUUAUGUGUGGAUCAUGUCAUGUGUUCAGGUACAACCUGCUGUUCUUUGUGUCUGGAGGAGGAAAGUUCAACUACCAGGGCACAAAACGCUGGCUGGAGGACAAUCUGGACCAUACAGGUACUACAUUCAUUUAUCAUUUAUAUUACCAUCAUUUUAUUUUAUUAUGAUUUUAUUAUUAUUAUUAUUAAUAUCCUCUUUUAUACUUACUAGCCUGUUUUCUUCCCUCCUUGUCUAUUUCUUUUUUUUUUGCUUUUAUUUUGGUCCUCAUGGUCCCAUUUAUUUUGUAGGGUUCUUGUAUUGCCUGGGUUUCUUACGAAAAGUGAAACAGGCCUACAAUUCAGAGGCCUGUUUUUAACUGAGCUUUUGUUUUUAUGUGUUUUUAUUUUCAAUGUGCUGAUGCUCUGUGCUUACAACUGUUGUCUAAGCACUUUGUAAACUUCUGUUUUUAAAGGUGCUAUAUAAAUAAAAUUAUUAUUAUUAUUAUUAUUAUUACAUUACCAACAGACAACCAUACAAGUUUUGUUUGAUUUUGUUUGAUGUACAAAGAUUCAAAAUUCAGAUUUCAAAAAACUUUCUCAUCCUAGAAAAGCAUUUUAUAUAUUUGCAGACACCUCAUCAAAUACAAGUUAACAGGAACAGGUCUUUCCAUCAAUUACUGUGACUAGUAUGAAACGACCUGACAGCAGUGAGAAGAAAAGAGUUUGAAUGAGUAGUCCUCAUGAGUCCGUCUAUAUGUCGCAGUGUUAAAAAACUACAUUUAGACCAUUUGUUACAUAUUCACUUUAAAUCAAGUCCGUGUUUGUGAACAUAGCACACUCUUAAAAAUACGAUCAAAGAAAAGAACAAAUGUGAAUGAAACAACAUGAGGAAGAACAAUCAGGUAGCAGGAUUAUAUGUCAGGAUGUCACAUUGACCUGGAAUUCCAAACCUGUAAAUAGUAAAAAUACUGUAAAUGGGACUAAUCACAUUUAUAUAUGUUUAUUUUCAUUAUAACUAUAAUAACAUUAUAACAUUAUAGCUCUCUGUAAACUAGAAGAGAUCUGUGUAGAUCAGAUAUGGUUUGAGUGAUUUUACUCACCACACUUUUGACCUUCAUCCUUGUAAACAGUUCAGCACUUUGCAUUUUGGUGCUUUGAUGAUGAUGAUGAUGAUGAUGAUGAUGGUGGUGGUUACGGUUACUUCUGUUGUCUUUAUUCUUCAACUUUCUCUUUCUUAAUUUUUGAUAUUCUGUGUUUUUUGUACAUUUCCCUCUGUUUCUCCACAGACUCCAGUCUGCUGCAGGACAACGUGGCUUUUGUUUUGUGUUUGGACACUCUGGGAAAUGGAGACUCGCUGCACCUCCACGUGUCCAAACCCCCUAAAGAGGGAUCACCUCAGUUUUCUCUGCUUAAAGAACUGGAGAUGGUAAAAACUGCUAAAAAUCAAGUCCCUUAAAGCUUUUGUGAGGAACUUUUAGUUUGUAUUGAUUCUGACAGUUAAAGGGAUAUUCCGGCAUAAAAUUAAUUUAGGGUCAGAAAAAGGCGCUCUCAUGGUUGAUUAGGGAUCAUUAGUGUUAAUUCAAGUCUGUUUCAUAACCGACGAAAAUCUUCUCACAAGAGCUUUGAAUCGCCAGAAACCCUCAAUUCAACCUUAAAAAAACCCUCCAGAGUACCUUUGCUCGAUUACAGUUGAAGAUUACAUGUUCUGUCCUCUCAGGUGGUCUCCAGUCAGUACCCUGAGGUCAAGUUCUCCAUGGUCCACAAGAAGAUCAACCUGGCAGAUGACAUGCUGGCGUGGGAGCACGAGCGCUUCGGGAUCCGUCGGCUGCCGGCCUUCACGUUGUCCCACCUGUCGUCCCACCGCCUGGCUCAGCGCUCCAGCAUCAUGGACGUGCGGUCAGUGUCCCCCUCCUCUCGCCACGGAGCGGGAGAGCCCCCUGCUGGGUGGGUUCAUUACUGCAAGUCUCAGAAUCACCGAAAGAAAAAGCGUUUUCCCCAUUCUAGCUCAUUUUUCACUCCUUGUCAUUGGUUGUUGUUGUCGUUGUUGUUGUAGAGCAGUUCGUGUCCCACUCAUCUUGUUGUUUUCCCGUGGAGAGACUGAAGUCAUGUGACCGGUGUAUACAGUAGCUUUCAACCCUCCUGACCUGAAGAAAGGAGGCGACUAAAGUGUCUCUGCCAACCUUAGAAGGAGUCAAAACAAAACCUUAAACACUGCCUCCACAUCCGACUCAAGUGCAAUAAAAGCAUUUCUUUAUCUUCAUUCUCUUCCUGUAGCUAUCCAUCUCCCCCGUCUUUCUGUCUGCCAAAAACCAUUUACCAUUUCCGUGAAGACAGUUUCACUCUUGAUUUCUCAGCUGAUUUGUGAUUCACUUACUUCCUGUCUCAAAUCUCUGCAGAUACUCUUAAUGGGUUUCUCUUUCUUCCCAAGUUCCUCCAGGGUUUCUGAUUUUCUCUCCUGUUUUGUUGUUUUGGAUUUUAAGUUUCUUCUCUUAACUUUCUGCACGCUUGUGUUUUUGUGUCUUACAGGCCUCACGUUGACGUGAAGAAACUCAGCAGGAACACAAAGGUGGUAGCAGAAGCUUUGGCCCGGGUCAUAUACAACCUCACAGAAAAGGUAAACAACAUCAAUGGAGAAAACGUAUCGAUACCAGAUACUCAGUCUGUUUUUUUUUAACCUGUGAUGUGGCAUGUUUCGUUUUUCUUCUUCUGCUGCUCAGGGGGCUCCUGGAGACCUGCAGAUCUUCACCGAACAAAUGGUAGGUCACCAUUCUGCGCUGACUCUGAUGUCAGUGUCAGCCAUUGGAUCAUUUGCUGAUGAAAUACAGUGAUUCACUGCAUGAAAAAGAAACUAAAAGGUGGUGAGUUAUACCACUGGUUUAUCUUCCCAUAGUCAGUUUGUUCAAAUAUGAUAGAAAACUCAUCAUUCUCAAAAUAUGUAUAUAUUUUUAGAUGAACAAAAUCUUAUUUAAAGUGGGACAUAAUGCUGCACACACAAUGCUACAGUGUAUAAUGUUAGGAUACCUUAAACUGAAAUAAAAAAAAAAACAGUUAUGAUGGAUCAGUGAGUGAUAGGGCUGUCAAAAUUGCUCCAAAAUGACGUUCAAAAAUUCUUUCUAAAAAUAACACAUAGGUUCGAACAUAUUCAAAUAUCUAUAUUUGGUCCUGACUCUUGUCUGUAUAGACACGCUUUCAGUGAUUUCAGUGAUUGAAGCAAUGAUGAUAGGCUAAUUCUAGUGUACACAGCUUGCAUAUAACUUCAUCUCGCAUUUUUCCGUCUACUGUGUCUGUCCAAAAUCCGAAGAAUUUCCAAAUGCAGCUUCUAAAGUUCGUCGGAGUACAGACCUCUCUCUCCGAGUUUGGCUCCAAAUAUCCCUCCACCUCUCUCUGCAUGUACCACGGACGGUUUUUGUCGAAUCUCACUGCAGGUGCAGCUCCUGUGACCUGUCCCUGACCAGUUGUUACACUGCGCUCACUCACAAAGCAGCCGCUGUUUUUUUCUCCCACUUUUUCUCCCGUUUAUUCCUGGUGUUGAUUUAAUAUUCAAAUAUUAUUUUUCACAUUUGAAUCUCAUUUUUUAAAAAAUAUUCCAAUAUGAGUGAACAUUACUUUAAAUUCACUACAUAGUCUGUAUAUGUAAAUUUUCAAUGUGAAAGGAUUCAUUUGAAUGUUUUCCAGUUGUUGUACAUGUUCAGCACAUCCUUUACAAGACUGUCCACACAGGCAAAUCAACGAUCACUCGUAGGGAUGAUUUGUAUCUGUGUUUCAUUUGUUGUUGAAGUCGUUCUUUGUGAAAAGUCUUUUGUUGUUCCAAAGGCUCAUGAACUGUGGACACAGUCACAAAGUCUCUCCACCUUCAGUAAGACUUGAAUUAUUAAAAAAGAAAGCUUUUUUUUUUAGUUUUGAGAGUGUUAAAGAGAUUCACAAAUUUAAUAACAGAAUAUGAAAGGCCUGAAGCCAGAGAUCAAGCUGCCUCUGAACAGGAACUCACAUGAUACAGUAUUCUUGACUUACACUGGUUAAAAAACACCCCUGACUUCUUCAACAUCUAAAAGUCACAACACAGAGUUUGUGUUGCUUUUUGUUAUUUCAUCAAUCAGGCUGUUUAGGUUUUAUGUCCUGAUGCCACGUGGUAAUUUCUGCACCACACACAGCUUAUGAUAUUGUAGGGUAAGUUCUCCCAUCCUCGUCAGCAGGUGCAGGAAGAGCAGCUGUCAGCGCUGGUGGACUGGCUCACAGCACAGCCCAGAGCCGCUCAGCUGGUGGACAAAGACAGCAGCUUAGUGUCCACUCUGGAGUAUCACCUCGGACACUACCUUAAAGAUGUCAAGAGACACUACGUCAAAGCUGACAAAAGGUAAAGACCAACUAUCCGUGCUGAAAUAAAAACUUUAAACGCCCAUCAUAAGGGAAAAUAAACCAGAGUACAGGUGCUUUUUCCGUCACUAUUUCUGUCUUGAACUGCCUGAUCUGUGUGAUCGCAGCGUUAGAUGACAGCCGUCUCCUUGUUCUUCCUCAGGGAUCCAGAGUUCGUAUUCUACGACCAGCUAAAGCAGACGAUGAAUGCAUACAGGUAAUGAGCUUCUCUGCUCUACUGGGACACCUCGCUUCAGCCCACUCUCAUUAACGGUUCCUCAGAAAACUCUGCUUGUGGGAUAAAAUCGAGUCAUAGAAACUACCUUCACAUAAUCUCAAAGACUGACUUUUUUUUCUCUUUGACUGUAUUGUGUUCUCUCUCUCACUCUCUCUCUCUCUCUCUGUCUCUCCUUGCAGAGUAAAGCCUGCUAUUUUUGACUUGUUGCUGGCAGUCUGCAUUGCAGCCUACUUGGGUAUGAUGUAUCUGGCCAUCCAGGUAAGUCACAGUGAAAAAAAGGAAAUGUAUGUGUACAGUCAGAAGCUACAGACUUCAGUCCUGAUGGAGUUUGCAAGACUUAAAGAAAUCCUCCUGACAAACAUAAGGCAGGGUUCCUACUCAAGUAUGGAAGUAAUUUGAUCAAUUUCCAGGUCUUCUAAAGUAUGGUCAAUGAAAAAUAAAGUAUGGAAAAAUAUUUAUGUUAACAGACUAUAUUACCACAGUUAUAAAAUACUGUCUUCUAAAAUAGAAAAGUAGGUUUUUCCAAAAAUAAUUCUAAAAUGUAGCGUAUGGAAAAGUAUGGAAACCCCAUCUGUGUAGGAACCCUGAUAAGGUCCAUUUAUGAGUUCCUCCCUCUCAAUGGGAGACUCUAACCGACCGUGUGCAGCCUGAUGGAUCUAAAGAGACGUGGUCCAUGUUACCCACUGAGGAACUGAAAUAAUGAGGACUUAGUGAAAUGACUUUUGACUGGGGCUUUUUUUUUUAAAUGGAGGAAAAUAACAGAUCCUGAUGAAUCUACAGUUUAUUUCAAAGGACUUUGUGGAUUUUGGUCCUAAAUGAAACCCGAGGGGAGGGGCAAAGGAAGAUGACUGAAGCUGCAGAGCCUCAGGCGGCUCAUGCUUGUGUAGUUGCUGGUUUGUUUUUGCAGAUGCUUUGUUGGUUCUCUCGUGUGAAAACAGAAAAUAAAUCCCUCCUUUUUGUCUCAUUCCUCUUUUUCAGAAUUUCGGGUUCCUGUACAGCGUUGUCCGCAGAAUCACCCAACCUAAGGCGAAGGCUCACUGAGGUGCACAACACUGUUUCUUCUCCCAGAUCUCACUCUUUUCUCAAGUCCAGAAACUUUAGCCAAUAAGAACACGUGUGCUGGGCCGAGCUGCUGUUCUGACGACAGUUUUCAAACCAGCAGAAUCACUUCCACAUCCUCCAUCCUGAUCCACAAACUAUGAUGUCAGAUCCUGUCCUGCUGCCAACAGAAUCCGUUUGGUCUGAUGGACCAGAAUUAUCAGGAAUCAUUUGUCACUCUCCAACAAAGGCAAAGCAUUUCAUUAUAUGACUCCUCGUGAUGGAUGAUAACAAUUUGUCCAGACCUCUGAGAUCCUUCUGAGAUUAUUCUUGAGUUCCUGAUGCUGUUGUAUCACUGAUUGUUCUUUAAUCCCUCUCUCUCAGUAUACUGUAUGACUGAUCGACUGCCAAACUGAUGUCAUGUGUUGUCUCAGGCAGCUAUAGGGAGAAACUGACCACACAGAGUUUAACCUAGAAUUUCUGUCGACAUGAUACACGCUCCCCAGCUUUUCCGUUAAAGAUCCUGUUUAUAUUCAUCCAGUCUGCCCACGUAAAACACCUCAACUCCCAGAAACCCUGAUCAAGUUAUCGGCCCGGUGUAACCACUCCUUCCCUCGAUACUGACAUCCUCUUUCAUAUAUGGUUACCUCUUUGUGGAAGUGGACCCCGCACAGCCCCUAUAUAAACACUUUAUAACCAUAAAACAAAUCACAUUUAAGGAUAUACAGUUUGUCAGCUUUAAGGUCUAAUUUUAGUUUUCAUUUAGUACAGUUAGCGGUGUUGUUUCUCUUUAUUUAUUUCUGUCAGAAUUGCGAGAAUUUCUACAAAUAUCACAAAAAAUUUUGUCGCAAACACUCAGCCUUCAAAAUUCAAAGGUUUAAAUGACAGAAAAUGUUUAAAAAAUCAAAUCACUUUCAAUAAAAAUUAUCUUUAGAGAAGAAAAAUCACCCGAGACCCUUUAAAUGUUUAAACUGUAACGGCAAAACGAGUCUGAGAACUAUCUGGAUUUUCCUUUCCUAGAUUCAUAGACCUGUUCCUCCAGCUCCACAUCUCUCAGUGUGUGUUUGUGCUUGAAAGAGUUUUUUGGAGUAUCAAGGGAAGAAGUGAUCACAGGCCAAUAAUGUCCUCAUAUUAGCGGUGAUUUUGUGGAGGCAGACGUGGACAAAAUAUAUGAAAUCCGCCUUUAAACAUCCUGUGAAAACAGCUCCUGUAACCUAAGUUUACAAAUAAGACAAGUCUGUCUGAAUAAAAUGUGAAGUGGUCUUUGCGUAAUCUGGAUUCUAUCGCUUUGAUGAUUAAACUAAAACUUUUGAAUGAAUGAGAAAAGAAAGUCUCACUAGAUUAAGAUCUUGUAUUUAGAAACUUCUAGAAAAUUAAUGCUGGUUUAACUUUUUUUGCCUUCUCCUGUAUUUAAUGAUUAUUUCCUGGUGUGUCUUAUUUUGCUUUUUUACUUUAACCUUUCGUAAAAAAAACCCUGAAAUGAUUUCCUAAGCCAUGCAGUCGAGGUUAUCUCAAAGUUCACAUUGAUGCAACCAUCAUGUUUUUUUCUUCCUAAUCAGAGCACACGUGGAAAGUGUGAAAGUGUGCAAAAACAACAUGUGGAGAUAAGAUUCCCCUUAUCAUCAGUGAAGAAAUGUGGAGGUGAAUUUGAUCUUUUGCUGACUACAGGAUAAAUGUGAUUAAAUUUCAGAUAUGUUUAAAGCCAUGUUAAGACAUAUGUCAAAUCAGCACUGCAGUGAACACAAUGGGUGUCUUACAAAGUGCAAUAACACAAAAAAAGAGUGAAAAUUUAGUGGAGGGAAUGUCUUAAACACUUGAUUUUAAUCCUUUCACAUGUUGGUGUUUGUUAAAUUAAUACUGCAGUGUUUCCCUGACCUCGUCUCUGUCUUGGUCUUGUCUUGUUGUGGGUGAACUUUGUUUUUUUUUUUUCCCCUCUUGUUUGUAAUUUCCUUUUUUUUUCUCUGCAUGAUCUCCUUGGUCGCCACAGUAACAAAAACAGGAUUUUCUUCAUUGACCCGUAUGAAAGGAAAACUGUGUGGUACAUUUUUAAUUUAUUGAAGCAGUUUUUCAUUUUUGUGCACUGAAAUGAACUCUCUUCCGGUCUGAACUCUGUUUCACCUCAUCCACAACACUUGAUCUCUGCUAUGAAAAUGAUAUCAGCUGUGAUUUAAAGAAUAAAAAUUCAAAAAGAGAAACCACAAA